Engraulis encrasicolus (European anchovy) is the source of this 4012-nucleotide messenger RNA. RefSeq lists its product as uncharacterized. Lineage: Eukaryota; Metazoa; Chordata; Actinopteri; Clupeiformes; Engraulidae. Gene Ontology annotation, molecular function: GTP binding. Bases 945 to 2855 code for a protein of 636 amino acids. The record is from RefSeq and is a predicted model, not a curated record. The transcript has 8 exons.
UUCACUAAAACGCUAAUGUAGGAUUAUUUCAUGAUAAUGUAUAGGACAAUUACGGCUGAAUGUGAUGUCUGUGAUAUCCUCAGUCACCCGGGUCAUGUUAUCCAGAGAGUUUGUGCAUAAGCAUCUGAACGACUUCUUUGAGUUUGAAGAUGUGAAACACGAAACGUCCUCAAACUAAAAUAAGUGCAAUGAUGCACAGACAUACUCAUGAAUGGCGUGAUGUUUUCCAUGUGUGUUACACUCUUUUUUGGGGGAAAACAUUGGGGGAAAGCCAAUGCAAGUCAGUUGGUGGUGUUGGGGGAAGAAUAAACGAAAGAUAAGGACCUGUAGACUAGCGUUGUUCACGCGCAACAUGCCGAAAACGUGUUGUGUUGCCGGCUGUUCAAAUAAUAUAGCCAAACAGCCGUGGCUGAAGCAUGGACUGUGUUCAUUUAGGCAAGCCCAUGUAGCAUGUAAGUUAAUGAGACAUUCGGUUUGAUUUCCCCCAUAAAGGGGCGUAACGCACAUUUACGAGCAAAGUACCUGGAUGGCCGAUCAUGCGUAUAGCCUACUCUGGGCCCAUAUUGAACAUAUGAUGGACAAAGGCAAUGAACAAAGCUAAAAGCCUAUAAAAAAUAGUGUACCUAAUUAUACUGGAUUUGAAAAAUCUCAAAUCACAAAUACACAUUAUUUAAUUGAUCAACAACAAAUAAUAUUUUGACUAUCUCUGGAUACAGCUCUUGUAUUGAAGGCCUGAUAGCAUAUUCAACCUGUGAACAAAGAUCUGAGCAUAGUAAGUAUAGUAAUUAGGGUAAGUCCUAUGUGCACCUCAGCGUUAGAACUGGUGUGACAGGAUUGUUAUCCUCUGGAUCAAAGGUAUUCACUAUACCCUUUUUUUGUUUACAGGAAGCUGACUAGAGCCACUUCUACAUUUUCUCUUGUCAUCGAGCAUCCAAGGAACCUAAAUGGCCUACGUGACAAGUGGCACGUCGUCUCCCUUGCGCUUCCUGGUUCAGAAGAAGAUCCAAAUCAGGCUCGGGCCACCAGUAUGCUACCGCCUGCCGACGGAGAAGAGGUACCUGGACGAGAACCCCAUGGUGCGGCGGUGGACGUUUGGCGAGAGGGAUCCCCGCAAACUGAACAAGACCGUCCUGCUGGUGGGGGAGACGGGCACGGGCAAGACCAGCGUCAUCAACACCCUCAUCAACCACCUGCUGGGCAUCAAGUGGGAGGACAAGGUAUGGUUCGACAUCACGGAAGAGGUAGAGGUGAAGCUUUCCGAGACCAAGACAACCAACAUCACCGUGUAUGAGGUCUUCGUGGAAGAGAAUCCCAUCUGUCUGACCAUCAUUGACACUCCCGGCUAUGGAUACACGAGGGGCAUGGAAUUCGACCUUCUGAUCGCAGAGAACCUGAACAAGCUUUUCAGAUCUGAGGACGAGGUGCGGGGCAUCGACGCCAUAGCCCUUGUAGUGAAGUCGACCCAGAACCGCCUCACUGCCUCGCAGCGCUACUUCUUUGACGCCAUCCUGUCCCUCUUCGGCAAGGACCUGGAGAAGAACGUGGUGGUCUUCGUCACGCACUCGGACGGGAAGCCGCCCAAAAACGUGCUGGCCUCCAUCUCUGAGUGCAACGUCACCUGCGCCAAGAACCAGCAGAACCAACCCGUGCACUUCCUGUUCGACAACUGCCAGUCCGACCUCAACAAGGAGUUCGAAGGCCUCCACAAGUCAGCCUGGUCCCUGGGCAUGCACAGUGUCGACCAGUUCUACGACUUCCUGAAGACGGUGGACAAGAAGAAUCUCCGGUCUACCCGCGGGGUGCUGCGGGAACGCAAGCAGCUGGAGCUGUGCAUGGGCAACCUGGACGACAGGAUCAAUGCCAUCCGCCUCAAGGAGAGCGAGAUUGCCGACAUCGAGGCGGACAUGGCGCGUAACCGCCAGGACCUGGGCCAUUGCGAGAGGUUUCAGGUUGAGGUGGACGAGCCCUACCGAGAGAAGGUCGACACCGACCCCAAGAACCCCAAGAAGGGGAAGAAGGUGACCUCGUGCGACACGUGCCAGGAGAAUUGCCACAUCCCCAAGUGCUCGGGCAGGCUGGCGGGCUGCAAGGCCAUGGUCAAGAAGUACUGCACUGUGUGCACGGGCAAGUGCCACUACACCAAGCACAAGCAGGAGGCCAAGAUGUGGGUGCAGAGGUCGCGCAAGGUCAUCAGGGUCAACGAGGAGCUCAAGGCCAAGUACGAGGAGGAGUACCGAGAGAAGGAGGAGCUAAAGAGCCAGGCGGCAGCAGAGUUGGAGGGCCUGGAGGCGGAGAAGGCCCAGCUGAUCGAGGAGGCCUACCAGAUCAUCAUCACCCUGGAACGCAUCGCCCUGAAGGGGGACGCCCUCUCCAUGUUGCUGCACCUGGACUUCCUGAUCGCCAACCUGCAGGACAGCGGCGACCAGGAGAAGGCCCAGUCUCUGCAGGAGCUCAAGACCAUUGAGGAGGCCAACGACGGGGCCAUGGUCUACCUCAGCUGCUUACGGUACAAAUUGCUUUUUGUCUUGUACCUCAGGGCGGGUUUGGGCAGGGCAGGCGCUGCCCAGGGGGCACCUAAGCAGGAAGGGGCCCAGGACACGGGGGCACCUGAGCCGAAGAAACAGGACCACUCCUUCAAGGUUACAGAGAAUCCGUCACAGAUCAAGGCUACAAGGCCUUACGAGACCGUCAGCGCUGCCCGUAUGAAGGCUGGGACGCUGGAGGCUUUGGCCCAGAUGAAGGCCAAGCCGUACGAGACCAUGAGCGCCGCCAAGAUGAAGCCGGUGCAGACCCUCACGCAGAGCAAACUCAACAAGAUCAUGGCCCGACUGGACCAGGAGAGUAUCUCCAAGUGAACCUUGCAAGUAAAGACACUGGUGUUUACAGUGAAGUGCGUGCGGGCGUAUGAACGUAACUUGGUUGGACUCGGAGGGUAUCUCAAAGUGAACCUUGCAGCUACUGUACUGUUCAUGUACUGUGAAUGUGUGACAGAAUCGUGUGUGUGUGUGUGCAUGCGUACGUACGUACGUGCGUGUGUGUGUGUGGGUGUGUGUGCGUGCAUGUGUGAGGUGUGCACGUGUGUGUGACCAUGGUUUAGUUGCAGCUGCAGUACAGUAUAGGGCUGAUGCUGAAUGGUCACAGACAAGAAGACUGGCACUGAAUGUGUGACCAGACUGGACCAGGAGAGCAUCUCUCCAAGUGACCCUCGCACCUUGCAGUCAUGAGGAACAACUAUCUCAAGCACGUUCAGAUCCAAACAAGUGGUGCUUCAAGGGAGGUUCUCUUAACCCCUGUAGUUCCUGCUGAGAAACAGACAUGUCUCAAAAUCUGCCACGUGCCAUGUGUUCCUACAUAUCAAACACGUUAAAGUACUUUGAGCUCCAGGAUUGCACUAUAUGCUGUGUUAUAAUAGAGAGGAAAAUAUCUACACAAGUUUAUCUAUUAGCACUAAUACAUACAAUGUUAAUGCUUGCAUAAGUACCAAAUGUUUGAUUUUGCUUUGUACAUGCCUUACAAGUUACGUAUACAGGAACAUUGUAUGUAUUAGUGCUAAUAGAUAUAUCCCUAAAAUAAAGUAUCACCAAGUUUUCUUUGUAGUUUCACAGUUUUUAUUUAUGUUUUAGUCAUAAGUACAUAUAAUCCGUCUAAUGAACUGAGUUAUGUGCAAAUAUUUUGUAAGAGUUAGGCCUACUAUUGUUAUUAUAUAAUGAAGGUGCCUGAUAUCACACCAGGCCUAGGACAGUGCAAGGCAACAUGCCAAGCAACACUAAUUAUCUGGUAAACAGUUUUAAUAACACUGAAACAUAUUUUGUUUGUCUGAUUGUUUUUUGUUUUUUUAUUGGUUGGUUGUUUUUUGUCAGGUGUAGAGUAUUUCUUGCUUUCUGUCCUGGUGUUGUUACAGAUGUAGCAGGUGAAUGAAGAACAAAAAGAUACUCAGAUGCUGCUCUUCAAGCCGCGUGCGUGUGCGUGUGCGUGUGCGUGUGUGUGUGUGUGUGUGUUUGUGUGUGUGUGU